ACCGUCUGCGCCUGCGUGGUAGUGCUGCAGGCUGUGUGAUCAUGGCGGCGCUCAGAGCCGGGUUACUGGCGGCGGUGACCCGCAGAGCUGCCCUGGCAUCUCUUGCUGGACGGGCAGCCGGUGCCGGGCGGGUCCUGCAGUGUUCUAGUGUCCGGGCAGCUUCUGACCUUCCAAAGGAUCUUUUGCCUGGACCUUACCCCAAGACUGAAGCAGAAAGGGCGGCUGCAGCCAAGAAAUAUAACAUGUUAUUAGAGGACUACAAACCUUACCCAGAUGAUGGAAUGGGGUAUGGUGAUUAUCCAAUGCUGCCUGACAAAUCGCAGGAAGAACGAGACCCCUGGUACAAGUGGGACUAUGCUGUCUCUAGGAGAAAUUGGGGAGAGGUGAUGCACUGGGACUUUGAUAAGUUCAUCCGCGUCCGGGUUGAUACGUCUCCCACCCCUGCACCUUUCAGUUCUAUGUGUAAAGUUUUGGCUGUAUUCCUGGGCACAAUGUUUGUCUUGUUCUACAUUGGACAAGUGUUUCCAUCAUAUUCCCCUGUUGCUCCCAAGCAAUAUCCUUACAACAAUCUGUACUUGGAAUACGGUGGAGAUCCUGAUAAGAAACCUCCAGAAGAGAAAAACAACACAUUCAAAUAGAGUAAAAUACAUGGCCGACUGCUGCGCUACCACUGUCCUUUCUGGAAUAAAGUGGCAUCCUAAAAAAAUA
Bufo gargarizans (Asiatic toad) is the source of this 708-nucleotide messenger RNA. It is a transcript of the gene NDUFB8, whose product is annotated as NADH:ubiquinone oxidoreductase subunit B8. The record is from RefSeq and is a predicted model, not a curated record. Lineage: Eukaryota; Metazoa; Chordata; Amphibia; Anura; Bufonidae. The coding region runs from base 42 to 638 and encodes 198 amino acids. The transcript is spliced from 5 exons. Gene Ontology annotation, cellular component: mitochondrion.